CAAGCAGUGCUGUAGCAAUGUAGCAAAUUCAAUGUAGCUGAAAUGUAGCAAAUUCCCUUGCACCUACCACUUAGCCCUUAGCCCUCAGUUGUGUGUGUUCAUGCCUAGGUGAAGGGUGUUCUGAUUUUUGUUGAGAUAAAGGGGUAGGGCAAAGUAUUAGGGCUACAUGGCGCUCUAAAGGGAGGAUUUUCAGAGGAGCACUCCAAAUGGAUGGCCGUGCGAGCAAUGAAAGAAACCUACAAAUGGCACAACGAAAGAAGGAUCGCAGCCUUGGAGUGAAUAAAGGAGGGAGGACACAGACAAAAAGGUGGGGAGGACCUAAGGCAAUUAUGAAUGUGACAGAAGGUUAUCGAAGAGAUGUCAGCUACGGCCUCAUUAACAUCACCUCAGAAAACACUACUAUCACUAGUGGAUUCCACUACCCCAUCCCUCAAGGCAUGGACAAGGCCAUCAACGGCAUCACCAUCGUCAUUCUCUUCAUCACCAUGAUCUCCCUUGGCUGCACCAUGGAGAUCACUAAAAUCAAGGCCCACAUCCUCCAGCCAAAAGGUGUAGUAAUAGCUCUGGUGGCUCAGUUUGGCAUUAUGCCUCUCACUGCCUUCUGCCUGGCCAAGGUCUUUCAGCUGGAGCCCAUCGAGGCGGUCACUGUGCUGAUCUGCGGAUGCUGUCCUGGUGGGAACCUCUCCAACAUUUUUACCUUGGCUCUCCAGGGGGACAUGAACCUAAGUAUUCUGAUGACCACAUGCUCCACAGUCGUGGCACUGGGCGCAAUGCCCUUACUCCUUUAUCUAUACUGCCAAGGGUUCUCUGGUCUGGAGAAUGCUGUUCCCUAUGCUGGUAUCAUCAUUGCCCUCAUCUUGACCUUAGUGCCCUGUGCCAUCGGCAUUGCCAUCAACCACUGGGCUUCACGUUAUUCACAAAUGAUAGUAAAGGUUGGUCUUAGCAUCUUGCUAAUAGCCUCUGUGGCGAUCGCUGUGAUGACCAGCAUCACUCUUGGUGGAAUGUUGUGGCUAGUGCUCUCUCCACAGCUCUUGGCAGUGGCCUCUCUCAUGCCUUUAAUAGGCUAUCUGUUUGGGUACAUCUUGUCAACUCUCUUCAGAAUGGCCAGUGAGUGCAAGAGGACCAUUGCUGUGGAGACUGGCUGUCAAAACAUCCAGCUGUGCUCCACCAUUCUGAAAGUGGCAUUCCCUCUAGAGGUCAUUGGACCGCUGUUUCUCUUUCCCCUAAUUUACAUCAUAUUCCAGGCUUUAGAGGCUCUGCUUUUCAUUGUUGUCUUCAGAUGCUACCAAAGGCGUAAACCCCCAACCGAAGAAAAAACUGCAUACCUGGCAGCUGACAAACCUGAAGAGGCCAAAUCUCCUCUUCAUUGGGACAGUCCAUUGAACUUGAAGGAUUCUGCUUCUGACCAUUAAAGAUGUCCAAACAGAAGAAGAAAAAAAAAAAACAGCAGUAAGCACUGCAUGUAGAACAUGUGAAGCAACCGCUCAGUACAUUGGUGUCAGUAUUCUAAAAGCCUUUGUAUUGACCAAUGUGAUGUCUGACUUGAAAACUACUCUUUGGUCAUUUUGGAGCUUUUAUUUUAAUUAUUACAAAAAUGUUGCAACCUUCCUGAUAGUAUUCUACGAAACUGGGACUGUAUUAGAUGCUUCCUUUCUUUUUGUCUUAAGAUCUGACAUGUCAAGAUAGGAUUUUUCACAAAUCCAAAUUUUACCAACUACCUGAAACCACAUACAUAAAUGUAAAAUGCAGUAUUUUCAGUAUGAAACACAUUGUCAACUGUUUGUGUGGUUUAAUGGUCAUUAAGUGCAAUAAACUGGAAAUUAAGCAUA
Pygocentrus nattereri (red-bellied piranha) is the source of this 1829-nucleotide messenger RNA. RefSeq names its product sodium/bile acid cotransporter-like. Gene Ontology annotation, biological process: bile acid and bile salt transport. Gene Ontology annotation, cellular component: membrane. The transcript is spliced from 7 exons. Gene Ontology annotation, molecular function: bile acid:sodium symporter activity. Lineage: Eukaryota; Metazoa; Chordata; Actinopteri; Characiformes; Serrasalmidae. Bases 207 to 1412 code for a protein of 401 amino acids. The record is from RefSeq and is a predicted model, not a curated record.